Molecule: messenger RNA, 3101 nt
Organism: Neoarius graeffei (lesser salmon catfish)
Lineage: Eukaryota; Metazoa; Chordata; Actinopteri; Siluriformes; Ariidae
Gene: naxd
Product: NAD(P)HX dehydratase
Exons: 12
Coding region: 153-2096 (647 amino acids)
Biological process (GO): metabolite repair
Molecular function (GO): ATP-dependent NAD(P)H-hydrate dehydratase activity
Source: RefSeq, a predicted model, not a curated record
ACUAUUCACUUGAACGCACGCCGACGUGAGCCCGAUGCCGCUUAAACGUGCAUUCGCCAGUUUUGCUGCAUCGCUCCAAAGUUGGUCCAUUGGUAAGACCAGAAGUGAUCAGUGGCGGUGUUGUUUUUAAAGCUGUUGUGAGAUCGGAAUGCAUGGAAGCAGCAAAGUUGCUCCUCCGCGUCCUAACUGUAGCCUUCUGUUUUGCAGUAAAUCUUCUGUAUGAAAAAGUGAAUCCCACCCGAGGAUACCACUGGUCAGACGCGGAGACGAGAGCACUGUUGACUAUUUGGGGAGAACACGACGUGCAAACGGCGCUGGACGGAAACUUCCGAAACAGUCACGUUUACCGCGACGUGGCUGGUCGUUUGGGGGACAUGGGCUACGAUCGGACCCCGGAUCAGUGCCGGGUGCGGGUUAAGAGCCUGAAGAGACAGUAUUUCCAGGCGAAAAAGGCCUCGAAGAAAAACGGUCACUAUGCCAAGAUCUUCAGGUUCUACAAAGACAUGGAGAGGAUCCUGAGCAGCAGGUCGGUAGCAGGGUUCGAUGCCCAUGACAUGGAUGGCAUGGGUGCUGAAGGAGAUGAGACCAUGGACGGCACUGAAGAAGAUGGAGAGAGUGUGGACCAACCGCACGAGUCGGACAUGGACGGUGCAGGAGAAUGCUCAAACAUGGAGUACCCUGUGAAGAUCGAGUAUCCACCUUACCCCAUUCCAGUGACUGUGGGCAGCUGCAGCAAUGUACCAGACAUUCCAGCAAAGCAGACUGAAGAACAACCCACCGCCAAUCCGUCCUCCGCAGGAAGCAGGCGGCACAAAAAGCGUUUUGCAAACCUGUCACUGGAGAAACUUAUGGAGAAGUUUCUGGAACAGAGUUUGGAGGCAGAAGAGAACUUCUACAGGCUUGAGGAGCAGCGGCUCCAAGCCGAGGACCUCCGUAGGGAGACGGAACACACGAGAGAGAUGCACAUGUUGCAGAUGCUGGGCCAGAUGUUUGCUGGUCUCGCCACACCCACGGUCACAUCAUCAUCACCUGCUCCUCAGUCCACUUGUAACUCAAAGACUGGUCCCUCUGUAACUCGUGCACGUCCAUUUGGUGGCAGCCGUAGCCACCAAACCUGCCCGGUUGAUUAUGCCAGCCCCAGUCCGCCACAUGCUCCAGUUAUUGAGCGGACAUUUUCCCUGGGAGGAGUCGCACACAGAAGCAUGGACGUCCUGCCAUUGGUUAAAAAUACCAUUCCUCCGCUGACAUCGAAAAAACAUAAGGGUCAAGACGGUCGCAUAGGAGUCAUUGGAGGAUGCCAAGAGUACACUGGAGCACCUUACUUUGCUGCCAUUUCUGCACUGAAAAUAGGUGCGGAUCUAUCCCACGUGUUCUGCACCAAAGAUGCUGCUACUGUGAUUAAAUCUUACAGCCCUGAACUCAUAGUUCAUCCUGUGCUAGACCAUCCCAAUGCUGUGCAGGAAAUAGAAAAAUGGCUGCCAAGGCUCCAUAGUUUGGUGGUGGGUCCAGGCUUGGGCAGAGAGGACAAACUUCUUAAUAAUGCAAAAGAGGUUAUUGAAAAGUCAAAAUCAAGAGGAAUUCCAAUAGUUAUCGAUGCAGACGGACUUUGGUUAGUUUCCAAAGAACCGUCAGUCAUUCAAGGUUAUCAGAGAGGAAUCUUAACACCCAACUUCAUGGAGUUCAGUCGUCUCUAUGAGGCAAUGCACCAUCAGCCGCUGGACAGCAGUGACCUCAGGGUUACUGCCCAGCAGCUGAGUAUCGCACUGGGUAACGUGACUCUGGUUUUGAAAGGAGAAGAGGACAUCAUCACUGACGGCAACCAGGUGAUAACAUGCAGUCAUGAGGGAAGUGGGCGUCGCUGUGGAGGACAGGGAGAUCUACUGUCUGGCUCUCUAGGCGUCUUUUCCCAUUGGGCUUUCAGUUCAUCAUUAAAUGCAACUGAAGGUAUAAAUCCUACACUGGUGGCUGCUUUCGGUGCUGCCUCACUGACCAGGCAGUGUAACAGUCAAGCCUUUCACAAGUAUGGACGUGCCACCACCACCUCUGACAUGAUCCAGGAGAUCUGUGCUGCCUUCAAGAAGCUGUUUGAAACCUGAACUACUUCUUCGUCUGUACUCUGAGCCGUCAGCUUCGUUCCAGCCCUGUGCAACUACAUCUGAUUUCUCUCCCUUUAAAAGAAGGGAUGCCCAGUUAAAGACAUCCACACUGUUUGUUCCUGUGGAUUAUUUUGCAUACCCCCUUUUUUUUUUUUUAAACAUAUAAAGUGUCCACCACUGUCCACAUCUGCCUGCUUUACAUCUUCCAUCACAGGCUUUUUCAAAGCGAAACAACACCUGAAACAGAACUAGUAGAGUCUAGUUUGAGUACACAGCUUCAUGAUGUGCUGCUUAAAAAAAACCCCAAACUUUUCAGACAGUCCAUAGGUUCACUUGAGCCACAGGCAAUACGAUCAGUACUUCAGUGAACAGGUGAUGCAGUGAGAUUUACUCCAAACGUGUCGAGUUAAUCAGCCCCAUUUACUGCAAAUAUACAGUAGUUGUUAUUGCAAGAUUGAAAGUUGAUGAUGCACGUAAUAGUGAAUGACUCGGUGAGCUAUCCUAAAUUAAACAUAAUUAUACCAUGACACUGUUGAAUUCUCAGUCUGAUUUCCCAGAAGGUGUUGAUUCAUUUUCUAUAACCACAGCUCUUAGUCAUUCAAAUUGCACAUUUAUAUUAAUGCACUUCAUCAUCAAAUGUGUUUUUUUCUGUAGUAGCUUGCACAGGAUCUUGUGUUGGAUGCACCACACGAAUGGAUUUUAAAAAGGUGUGUAAUUGUUGAUAUGGUGAAGUUUGCUGUGAGGAAAUGUUUAGCAUUUUUUGGAAGGAGUCUCCAGUAUCAGUGCUGUGUAACAGUCAGAGGUAAGGCUGUUGUCAUCGGAUGUGGCAGCUUCUCUAAAACAUGACAAACUGCAUAUUUUUGUCAUCUUGGUUUCAUUAGAGAGAAAAAAAAAAUACUGGUGAGCGGACAACUGUUUAUAGAGCUUGUAAGUGAUAAUAGGGAACUAACUUUUUUUUUUCCCCCACAGAAGUUCCACAACAAUAAAUGCCUGUAAACAUAAAAA